Messenger RNA from Bathycoccus prasinos, 2532 nucleotides. RefSeq names its product dnaJ homolog subfamily C member 3 precursor. Gene Ontology annotation, cellular component: endoplasmic reticulum. Bases 1 to 2532 code for a protein of 843 amino acids. Gene Ontology annotation, biological process: protein folding in endoplasmic reticulum. Lineage: Eukaryota; Viridiplantae; Chlorophyta; Mamiellophyceae; Mamiellales; Bathycoccaceae. The transcript has a single exon. The record is from RefSeq and is a predicted model, not a curated record. Gene Ontology annotation, molecular function: misfolded protein binding; protein-folding chaperone binding.
AUGUUCGCAUCAACAUCAACUGCGUUCGCGUCAGACAACACUGAUAAUGGUACGGAGGAUAACAAAAACGAUGAUUUAUUAGAUUUACUGGGCGAAAUAGACGCCGAAAUCGAAGGAGAAUUCUCGGACGAGUUUACUCUCAAAUCGGAUAUUCAAGUGCAAAUUGCACACGAGAUUACCGUUCGAGGCGCGUCUUCGGGGAACGAGAAACUGGUCCAACGUUCAAUCGAUUUCAUCGUCGGGGACGAUUACGCAUCCGCCGCGUUUCGAUUUUGCGUGAAACACGAGUUGUAUCAUCAUCAGCACGUGAGGGCGACUGCUUUGAAGAUUAAGGAGGAGAUUGAGAAGAUGCCGGAGGAUGCGAGGCCGGCGGUGGGCGGCGCCGCUGCCAAGAGAAGGAGGAGAGAAGGCGUGCCGGAGAAGAGGAAGAAAACGGCGCAGGAGAGGUACGAGGUAGUGAGGGAAUAUUUGAACGAAACGAAGUUCGUGAAAGCCGGGGAGGAGUUGUCCAGAUUGGUGGAAGAGUUUCAAGACCAUCAACUGAAUUCGGACGAGCACAUCGAGCAAGACAAAGAGGACGUGGCCGUCGGCGGGCCUUUGAACAGAUUAGUGGAGGUGAUGAAAAGAGCGAAACGGCUCAUCAAUGACGAGCAGAAACAGCGAGACGAGAACGAAAAGUUGGUGAGUUUAGGAGAGCAGUUGAAGAAAAAGAUGGAAAAGAAACGAGAGACGAUCGCGCAAUCGGAGGAAGGAUUUAGAGAGUUGUUGAGACAAACGUACGAGACGCCGAAAUCGGAACGAUUGGAACGAGUCGGGAGAUUACCCCCGCUGGCAAAAAUGGACGUUAAAGUCGACGGGAAGAUGAAGGAGAUGCUCGUGUUUCAAGACCAAGACGCGCAAACGGCGGUGUUUGAGUGGUGCGUGUAUAACGGCAUCAGAGAACCGGAAAAAAUGGUGGACGUGCUCAGGAAUUUGUUGAAACUUACCGGCGAGGAACGAUGGCGAUCUGUGAACGAGAGAAACGCGCAGGGAUACGUGGAUGCGUAUUACGGGAAGAAAACUUCGAAUGUAGAGGAAGCUUUGAAAAUGUGGGCAGAUGGCACGGAUAAGUUUGGCAUCAUUUCCGGAUCGAAACUUCUCGAGCUCGCGGCGCAAUACAAGGAAAAAAUCGCCGAUUCCGGAGAAGUCGCCUUGGAACUCGAAUACGAAAAAACGGUGAAAUUAUUGAGACGAAACGUGGAGUAUUUUACCGCCAGCGUUGACUUUGAAACCGCGAUGAAGAAAGACGAGUGCAAAAACGCGAUACUUUUUUCGCAAACGAUGAUAAAAAUCGAUCGGAAGCGACCGGUGACGGCGUUGCAAAAGCUCUUCGCCGCCAAGUGUAAAUUGAGGCUGAAAAAGUUUGACGAAUCCGCGACGGACGCGUUUUCCAUUUUAUCUCGAAUCAAAACGACCGGCGAUUGGAAAGCGACGGAUAUCAAAUAUUUAACCGUGUAUAUCGGUGGCAUGUCCGCGAUGAAACUCGGCGACUCUGAACGCGCGUUGAAAUUCUACGCCGUGUGCGUUCGCAACGAUCCAGAUUUCAGUUUAUGCAAAGACAUUUACAAGAACUUGAACUCUAUCAAGAAAUCUAUGAAAAUCGUGGACGAUAAGUUGAACGAUAAACACCCUCGUCCAGCUUUGGAGGCUAUGGAUGCGGUUGAAAUUGCGGCGAAAAGUUUAGGUUUCCACGGAGUGAAGUCGUUCGAGAACGAUAUGAACGUGCGCAAAUGUCGCGCGGCGGUCUUCAAGAGACAAUUGAACGACGCGUACGAUUAUUGUCAAAAUGCCUCGGAUUAUUUUGGAGUGAAAGCGAAAAUGAUUGAAAGUGAUCCACUGACGGGAAGCGAGGACGGUGCGGAGGCUUUAUUGGAAGAGAAAGUGACCGCGGAGGAUAUGCUGAAAUACGCGGAGGCGCUGCGCGCGACGGCGGAAUUGUACGUCGCGGAUGAGAAUCCGAAAGAGGCGAAAUCGUUAGCCGAACAAGCGUUGGAGAUUUGUCGCGCGAACGCGGGACAGUCCAGUUCGUCUCGAUCUCUCAAGGAGAACUUAGAAUCGUUCGUUCGAGAAACGCACAACCUCGUUCGGCAGUACGAAAACAAUCGAGAUUACGCGAAAAUCUUAGGCGUCCCGCCGAAUCUCAACGAGUUGACGAAGGAAAGGCAGUGCGAUUUUAUUAAAAAGAGUUUCAAGAAAUUGGCGUUGAAGUGGCAUCCGGAUAAGCACGAGACAAACGCGAGAAAAAAGAGAGCGGCGAGAAAGCUGAACGACGCGGCAGAAGCGAGAGACGAGUUGAACGAUCGCGCCAACUGCGAAGCCGGAAGCGUAAAUAGAGAACGCGCGAGGGCGGAAAAAGCGAAAGAGGAGGAAAGGAAUAGACAAAAUUGGGCCAGAGGAGGAGGAGGAGGAGGACAUCAUUGGGGUGGACAUCAGCAUCAGUAUCAGCGUCAAAGGCGCGGCGGUGGUCCCGGCGGCGGUCACUGGGAGUUCUAA